AUGACAGUUGAUCUAAGACACUUGUUGGUUUACGUGGGGGUGUUGGCAGGAGGAGUACUGCUCUAUGGCUUUAGCAUUGUCGUAUACCGAGUCUUCUUCCAUCCUCUCGCCAAAUACCCAGGCCCUUUCCUCGCCAAGAUCACAGAUGGCUACCAGCUCUACCACGCCUGGAAGGGCGACAGACAGCUCGAGUUCUGGCGCAUGCACCAAAGAUACGGCCCUGUCGUCCGUUUCGGCCCCAACUCGAUCUGCUUCAACUCCAACAAGGCUCUCAAGGAGAUCUACGGCUUCCGCACAAACGUCCGUAAAGCCGAGUUCUACAAUGCCUUUGUCCACCCUACCGCCAACACGCACAACACGCGAGACAAAGAGGUUCAUGCUCGCAAGCGUCGUGUCAUGUCCCAGGCCUUUUCUGAGAGCGCCAUGAAGGAGAUGCAGCGGUAUAUUCUGGGCAAUGUCCGCACUUUCUGCGAGCAGAUUGGUAUGAUGGAUGGUUCUGUGGACGAGAACAAGGGCUGGACUAAGCCUCGCAAGAUGAGCGACUGGUGCAAUUACCUCGCCAUGGACAUUCUCGGUGAUUUGUGCUUUGGUAAGGCUUUCCAUAUGCUGGAGAGCCCGACCAACCGCUUUGCCCUGGACCUCGUCGAAGCUGCUACCACGCGCCACCUUCUUUGCGGGACUAUGCCAAUUGUUAACAAGCUAAACCUGGACAAGAUCCUCUUCCCCGGACUCGCUGCUGGCCGUGCUCGUUAUAUGGCAUACAGCAAGGGUCAACUCGCAGAGCGCACCAAGCUCGGCGAGGACACAGAUCGCCGCGAUUUCUUCUACUACCUCCUCAAGGCUCGCGAUCCCGAGACUGGCCAGGGCUUCAGCACUCCUGAGCUCUGGUCCGAAUCCAACCUACUUAUCAUUGCUGGAGCCGACACCACAUCUACCGCUAUGGCUGCCACCCUCUUCUACCUCGUUCGAUGCCCCCGCGCUCUCGAGAGAGUCACCGAGGAAAUCCGAAGCAAGUUCAACGACGUUGAGGAGAUCUGCCAGGGUGCUACUCUGGCAUCCUGCACCUACCUCCGCGCCUGUAUCGACGAAGCCAUGCGCCUCUCCCCAUCCGUCGGCGGUAUCGUCCCCCGUGAAGUUCUCGCUGGCGGUAUCACCGUCGAAGACCGCGCUAUUCCUGAGGGUACUGUCGUCGGCGUUCCUCACUACGCCAUCCACCACAAUGAAUCUUACUUCCCCUCACCCUACGAGUACGUACCCGAGCGAUGGCUCGCUGGUGCUCAGAACCCUCUCACUGGCACAAAGACAACCGAGGAUGAGGUGGCUCUGGCUGCCAGCGCCUUCUGCCCCUUUAGCAUUGGACCUCGAGGUUGCAUUGGAAAGGGUAUCGCUUAUGUUGAGAUGACCAACACUCUUGCUCGCACCAUGUACAUGUACGAUAUGCGCAAGGCCGUUGGUAUCGUGGAUCCUGCUGAGGGCAACCCCAAGAACGAAUGGGGUCGACACCGACCGAGCGAGAUGCAGCUUGUUGAUACAUUUACCAGUGCCAAGAACGGACCUAUGAUUGAGUUCCGUAAAGCCGCGCAUAUGUCAUCCUAA
Fusarium sp. VM40 is the source of this 1596-nucleotide messenger RNA. NCBI's taxonomy places the organism in Eukaryota, Fungi, Ascomycota, Sordariomycetes, Hypocreales, Nectriaceae. The record is from the annotation of a GenBank genome assembly.